CCCGGCGGUCUCUUUAACAUUUCAUUUAUUCUCUGCCUAGAAGUUUAUACAUAACAUGUACAUAAGAAGUAAGUAGCAGAAGUAAAUGGUCACCGACGCAUAGGAAAUUAGUAACAAAAUGGUGUUACUGGAGACAGAAGCGUAGACAUGAGUUACUAUAUAUUACAAGAAAGAGAACUGGACGAUUAAGACCAAAGAAAACAUCACAGUACUUGUAAAAAAUACACUGAAUUUAAUAAUGCACAGUAAAAUAGUAACAGGACAGUGAUAGUGAAGAUAGAAGAAAAGUGUUUGCCCUAGCGGUCUCUUGGCGUUGUUUACAAGAACCGUGAUGGCGGACAGAAGGGUUCGGUGACCAGUGACACUCUUUCAAUUUCCUCCACUCCCAGAACUCAGAGAUUCAACAAGAAAGGGAAAAGAAGAGAGAGAGAGAGAGAGAGAGCAAGAGGCACACAGACAGACAGGCAGUGAGAGAGAGAGCGAGAGACAGACAGACAGAGAGAGAGAGAGAGAGCAAAAUGGAGGGUGAUCUGUGCCCCCUUUCUCUGUCACAGCCAGCAGCCACAGACCUGCCUGAUAUUGCUCAGUUUUUAUCUAUUUAUAUGUCUGAGGAAGAGACACUAGCUCUGCAGGAGGGACGAGUGAGCAGUGUGAUGAGCCACAGUGUAUUCACAGCCACAGAGCAGCCCACACAGCACACAGAAUUGACACCACAGCCAGCACUACCACCACCGCCACCGCCGCCACCACAACAGCAGCAGCAGCAACAACAACAACAACAACAACAACAACAACAACAACAACAACAACGGGAUCAUGAUUUCAGUGUCAUGUCUCUGGUCUCUCACAGCCCCAAUGCAGACUGCGUUGAUGGAAGGGGUGACUGCACCAAUGUCACUGCGGGGGACUGCGCUCAAAACUGUGCCACGCUUGACUUUCCUUGGUGACGGAAUACACAGAGGAGAUGUGCCGCAACACUGCAGCAAAGGCAGGGGAGAUGUGGGCACUUAUACAGUCAUACCAGUGACGUAAUGGCUGCACCGCUUAUUUGGGUGGCUCAUGAAUAACAAGAUAAAGUUAAACAAAAGCAAAAUUUUGUGAGGAAGAGCAAAGGGAUUUACGUUGUAGCAUUGUUUGAGUGAGCGGUAGAAGACAGCUAGAUAUGCAACAUUGCGGCGGUGAGAGAGAGGCUGAAGACAGUCAGUUAGAGGAGAGGAGUUGAUGAGACGAAAAGCAUUUGAUUCCACCCUGUCUAGAAGAGCAGUAUGAGUGGAACCCCCCAGACAUGUGAAGCAUACUCCAUACAUGGACGGAUAAGGCCCUUGUACAGAGUUAGCAGCUGGGGGGGGAUGAGAAAAACUGGGGGAGACAUCUCAGAACACCUAACUUCAUAGAAGCUGUUUUAGCUAGAGAUGAGAUGUGAAGUUUCCAGUUCAGAUUAUAAGUAAAGGACAGACCGAGGAUGUUCAGUGUAGAAGAGGGGGACCAUUGAGAGUCAUUGAAGAAGAGGGGAUAGUUGUCUGGAAGGUUGUGUCGAAUUGAUAGAUGGAGGAAUUGAGUUUUUGAGGCAUUGAACAAUACCAAGUUUGCUCUGCCCCAAUCAGAAAUUUUAGAAAGAUCAGAAGUCAGGCGUUCUGUGGCUUCCCUGCAUGAUAUGUUUACCUCCUGAAGGGUUGGACAUCUAUGAAAAGACGUGGAGAAGUGCAGGGUGGUAUCAUCAGCG
This is a messenger RNA of Scylla paramamosain (green mud crab), 1723 nucleotides long. Its product is annotated as protein Tob1-like. Bases 519 to 947 code for a protein of 142 amino acids. The transcript has 4 exons. Lineage: Eukaryota; Metazoa; Arthropoda; Malacostraca; Decapoda; Portunidae. The record is from RefSeq and is a predicted model, not a curated record.